Xiphophorus couchianus (Monterrey platyfish) is the source of this 3805-nucleotide messenger RNA. RefSeq names its product ephrin-B2a (gene efnb2a). Gene Ontology annotation, biological process: ephrin receptor signaling pathway; axon guidance; blood vessel morphogenesis. The record is from RefSeq and is a predicted model, not a curated record. Lineage: Eukaryota; Metazoa; Chordata; Actinopteri; Cyprinodontiformes; Poeciliidae. Gene Ontology annotation, cellular component: plasma membrane. The coding region runs from base 690 to 1700 and encodes 336 amino acids. Gene Ontology annotation, molecular function: ephrin receptor binding. The transcript is spliced from 5 exons.
GCGUCUCUCUCAGUUACUUCCCAGCCCGGCUUGAGAGCAGCAGCCGAUCAGGCGACAUCCUCCCUGCGUGCGGGUCGCUGUGCGGUGCGUUGCGGUGCGGGAGGACGGAUCUGCGGGACUCUAAUUCUCCGCCUGCGUGCUCGGCUUUCUUUCUUUUCUGUCCUUCUUUCCUCACUUUGGGAGUUUUAUUUUCUUUCUUUUCGGACCUGUUUAGAAUGAGAACCUCCAUCCCAGCUCCUUUGGUUUCUCUCAUCCACACAUCCGCUCAUUUUGUUCAUUUCGACCAUCCGACCUCAUUGUUCCAUUUUUGUGCUGCUGUCACCCACAGUUUGUCGCCCUCCACCUCCACCUCCAGCUCCAGCUGAACGCGGAAUACCUCAGCCUGCUGCUGUUGGAUGUUGGCUCUUUUUACGCAGAGGGAUUUCUAUUUUCUCUGAAGGAUGAUGGAUCUCUAACGCGCUGCGCCCUGAAUGAACCAACCGUGCGCUCUUCUUUUUUCUCUGUUUUUUUUGUGUGGAGAUGCUCUGAUCGGAGCUUGUUGGGUCCGAAUGCGCUGGAUCGGGAUAUAAUCUGAAGAUCUUUUUGUUUUUCUGUUGUUGUUAUUUUGUUUUCUGCGUGGACACACACGGCUGUUCCCCCUCUGAGACGGAGUGUGCACCGCAUCCAUCCCGGAGGCGCGCGGGCUCACCAUGGGGGACUCGAUGUGGAGAUAUUAUUUUGGAGUUUUCUUCCUCGCCUUCGAACUGGACUUGUGUCGGCCGCUCAUUCUGGAGUCCAUCUACUGGAACACGACCAACACCAAAUUUGUUCCGGGCCAAGGCGUGGUUUUGUACCCGCAGAUCGGGGACAAGCUGGACAUUGUGUGCCCGCGCGUGGACGGCGGGGUCGUCGACGGCGUGGAGUAUUACAAGGUGUACAUGGUGCCCAGGGAGCAGCUGGAGAGCUGCACCAUCACCAAGGCCGACACGCCGCUGCUGAACUGCGUGAAGCCCGACCAGGACGUGAAGUUCACGCUGAAGUUCCAGGAGUUCAGCCCCAACCUGUGGGGGCUCGAGUUCUUCAAGGGGAAGGACUACUACAUCAUCUCUACAUCCAACGGCACCAUGGAGGGCAUCGACAACCAGGAAGGGGGCGUGUGCAAGACCAAGUCCAUGAAGAUAGUCAUGAAAGUGGGGCAGAAUCCUUCUGAUCCCGUUUCACCCAAAGACAUUCCCACCAGAACGCCCUACAAGCCCGGGUCGCCGGACGACGAGAGGGAGAAAAACGAAGUCCAGCUGACACGAGACAAAUCCAAAUUAGAAGACGGCGGCGGCUCCGGCGGCGGCGGCGGCGGGAAAUCGUCCAGCGCCAUCGGCUCCGAGGUGGCCAUCUUUGUGGGCAUCGCCUCGGGCAGCGUCAUCUUCAUCAUCAUCAUCGUCAUGCUGGUCCUGCUGCUGCUCAAGUACCGGCGGCGGCACCGCAAGCACUCACCGCAGCACACGGCCACGCUGUCGCUCAGCACGCUGGCCACACCCAAACGCGGCGGCGGCGGCGGCAACAACAACGGCUCGGAGCCCAGCGACAUCAUCAUCCCGCUCAGGACUGCUGACAGCGUCUUCUGCCCGCACUACGAGAAGGUGAGCGGGGACUACGGACACCCCGUCUACAUCGUUCAGGAGAUGCCGCCGCAGAGCCCCGCCAACAUCUACUACAAGGUCUGAGGGCCGGGAAAACGAAAACGCAGAACCCGGACGAGCCCCCGGUCGGAGCGAAACGAACCGCCCCGCUCUUCCUCUCUGUCGACUCCUCCUCCUCCUCUCCUCUGAUGUUUCGUCACUAGUCGUUUCCUCUCUGAGUUUUCGCCCUUCGCUCCGGGUCGGUCACAGCCGGCGCAGACGAUGGGGACGAGUAGCGAAGCCGCCGUCGCUCGCCGGGAAGCGGAACGGACAGCCUCUUCUUCGUUUUCGUCCACCGGGAUUAAGUGAGUGGGAUGGGUGGAUUUAUGGAUGUGAAAGUUUUUGAAAGUGUGAGAAAAAGACAGACUGCUCUUUUGGAAACAGAGACUUUAACGAUGGGAGAAAAAGCAGGAAGUGGGCGGAGCUUGAACUCAGCUGAGCGGAUUUACCAGCGGGAUGCAGAGGGAUUCCCACACCGGACCUUUUGUGGGACUUUCACCCACUCACCUGUCCACCCACAUGACUACCAUCACACAAACACUCACCUGUGCACAGAAACAGACUCACGGGUCAAUGUGACGUGUUGUCGAUCACAGCAUCCCUCCUCAUCCUCAGCUCGGUCUUAUUUCGCGUUUUACUUGAAGGUUUAGAGAAAAAAAACAUGAUUGAGUCUCUUUGUUUAGUUCCACAUUUACUGGUUUCGUUCAUAUCUGUUUUUUAUACUUUUACGACGGCGUAUCACGGCCACUUUGGGCAGAAAAAAAGGAGCAAAUUUCUGCCAAAAAAAUCACAGAUUAAUGUCUGAAGUUUUCUAGGAAAAAAACGUAAAAAUUUCAGAGUUUCAAAAUUCUAAAUAUUGCGAUAAAAAUAAAUUUUGAGAUUAAUUUCUGAGAUUUUCUAGAAAGGACUUGGAAUAUUUUGAGCUCAGUAGUAAAUUUGUGAGAAAGAGAAUAAUCUCAGAAAUUUUGUAGAUUAAACAAGGAAAUUCUCUGCAAAUUUACAAAACAAAAAAAAAUCAGAGAUUCUCUUGAAGCUCAGAAAAGUUCUGACACUCAAAAAUGUUUGACUUUAUGAGCUCAGAAAAUGGCAAUAUUUUUUCUAGAACGUUUCUGUGAUUAAUCUCAAAAUUUCAGAGACUUUUUGUUGAAACGUGGAAAUGUCUGCUCGAAAAAUCAAAACGUUCAACAUUUAAAAAUUAGAAAAUUUCCAAAAGUCAAACAUUAUCAACUUUACAAGCUCACAAAAUGUUCAAGUUUUUAAAAAAUUACUCUGAAAAUUUCUGAGCUUUUUUCUCACAAAUUCUAAACUUUUGGACCUAAAAAUUGUCCAAGUUUUCUGUAGAAAAUGUUGGAGAUUAAACUAGAAUUUUCAGAGUUUUUACUCUUGCAAAUGUUCAACUUAUGGAGCUCAAAAUUGUCCAAGUUAUUUCUUGAAAAUUUCUUACAUUAAUCUGAAAAUUUCAGAGUUUUUCUUCUCACAAAUUUUCAACAUUUCUAGCUCAGAAAAUUAUUGAGAUUAAUCUCACAAUUUCUGAGUUUUUUUUUUUGCAGAAACUUCCUCCUUUAUUUUACUUUCCGUCUACAGCGGUCCUGCUGCGACGCCGUAAUCCUCUGGAAUAGUUCGAGUGCAGAUAGAGUUUUCUUUCCCUUUCCCCGAUGUGUCAUUGAAGCUCACGCGUGGCAGCAGCUCAGUUGAAAACAGGAGGAGGUGGAGGACUUUUCUCUUGCAUAGCGCAGCACUUUUAAGCCCUCCUUUUUUUUUUAAACGUUCGUCCCUCCACUCUCCUCCGCCGGAGAGAGACGCGGCGACGUCCGGAGAUGGGAGAGCGGCCAAGAGGGGCAAUAAGAAAUCCAGUUCGCCUUACUGCUGUAAGACCUGGUGGAGGUCAGAGCGAAGCAGUUCUAGGUACUGUAACGGAUCCCUCAGGGGUCCGGUGAUGACUAAGGGUACCCUAAGGACCCAAAAUUCAGCCUGGCCGGUGCUCUCCUAUUGUUUUCUGUAAAGCACAGGAACAUCAGCUUAAACUUUCACUGUUUUCAGUCUCCAUUAGCAUUUCCUUCCUGUGAGUUUUCAGUUUUUCUUUUUUUUUUUUUUUUUACAUCCAAUAGAUGUACAUUUAAAAGAGAAAAAAGGACAUUAAAAGAUGAAAA